AUGGUGAACUUGAUUCUUAGUUUUCUGAAUUUGUUGGAUCUGUUUAUGGAAUCCGGUUCGAAUCGUGAAAUUGCUGUUGGAACUGCUUGUGAUGAUGAACAUAAAGAGUCAAAUGCGGCUUCUUGUGGCAGUGGCAGGCGAAGACAGCAACUUCAGACCGUCGAACAGGUUCAAAACGGUGGCAACGAGCAGCCUCAACCCCAUAAUGGACUAGAGCAGCCUCAGAACCUGAACGAAACAGACGCCAGAGACGGGCAGGUUGCCUCUUCAUUCACCCAUACCUCCGAAAGGCGAAGAGUUCACCACGAGGACGACCAAGACCAGGUCGACAUCCCCGAAGAAGCUGACCCCACAACCGUCCUCCUGCUCAAAGAGUUGCAAAAGACAAACCGUCUCAUCAGGCUUCAAGGUGACCGCAUUCACGAGCUAGAAAGGAAACGACGAUAUCGUCCCCCCUCACGGAGGCACUAUCGAUCACGCUCCUAUUCUUCCUCACGCUCACCACCGAGGAGAUAUCGUCGGCGUUCCCCAUCCUCUUCGCGCUCCCCGCCUAGAAGGUACCAUCGUCAGAGAUCAUAUUCCCGCUCUCCACGGCGAAAGAGCAGGAAGAAUCAGAGACCUGAGACCACAGAAACUGGAAGCCUCUCCCCUGAACAAGAUCCCCGAGACCCUUCCAAAGUUGUGCUGAAACCGCGUGAACGCUCCCCUCCCCGGGACGGCCGCACCAAUCCGGGCAGAGCUCAAGGGAAAUCCUGA
Messenger RNA from Vicia villosa (hairy vetch), 756 nucleotides. Its product is annotated as pre-mRNA-splicing factor CWC22-like. Bases 1 to 756 code for a protein of 251 amino acids. Lineage: Eukaryota; Viridiplantae; Streptophyta; Magnoliopsida; Fabales; Fabaceae. The transcript has 2 exons. The record is from RefSeq and is a predicted model, not a curated record.